Messenger RNA from Aureobasidium subglaciale EXF-2481, 1197 nucleotides. RefSeq lists its product as uncharacterized. Gene Ontology annotation, molecular function: protein binding; RNA binding. The transcript has 3 exons. The coding region runs from base 1 to 1197 and encodes 398 amino acids. Gene Ontology annotation, cellular component: catalytic step 2 spliceosome. The record is from RefSeq and is a predicted model, not a curated record. NCBI's taxonomy places the organism in Eukaryota, Fungi, Ascomycota, Dothideomycetes, Dothideales, Saccotheciaceae.
AUGUUACAAUCAGACGCCGACAACUUUUUCCAGACCUCGGACUCGGUCGCCGAACAAAAGCGCAGACAGGCCAAAGCCGACAACAAGAAUGGAAAUCCCGUCGCCCUGACCUCAAAGGUCCUCGCUGUUCAUGCCGAUGAGCAGGAUCCUGAUGCUGUCUACAUCGCCGAAGCUGCUGGUACCGCGAGGCGCGUGGUUCUAGAGACUGGCGACACGUCGACCGUCUACACAGGCGCCGCUGCUCCUUUGACAUCUCUCACCAUCCUGCGCUCGCCAUCAGCUGAGCCCAUCCUCUUCGCCGCAUGCUGGGACAAGACGAUCCACUCCUGGAACCUCAAGACGCGCAGACCCCUUCAUCGCUUCACCGGCCACUCCGACUUUGUCAAAUGCGUUCUCGCAACACACAUCUCUGGGACCCCUGUCCUCCUCUCAGGCUCGGCAGAUUCCACCAUUGUAGUCUGGAACGUCGAGACAGGCAGAAAGAUUCACACCCUCAAGGGCCACGCCCGCGCCGUUCUCGAUCUCGCACUUGACCCUGCGGCAACUACAGAUGAUGAGCUCUGUCUCUUCAGCGCCGAUACCGUGCGUGACAUUCGCUGCUGGAGGAUUACUCUCGACAGCGUAAGUGAGCCUCUGACGACACCACUGCGGCCCCACGAGACUUCUGUCAACCGUCUGCGCUUUGAGGACUCUCUUGUCGUGGAUGUCGAGGACGCAGACGCCGACGCAGAUCUCUGGACAGCCUCAUCAGACAAGACUGCUCAGAGACUGGUUCGCUCGCGUGACUGGGCCACCGACACUACACUGCCUCACCCUGACUUUGUGCGAGACAUUGUCAUUGAUCAGCAAGCUGGAUGGGUCAUUACUGCAUGCCGCGAUGAGGAGGUUCGUGUUUGGAGCUCUGCCUCAGGAGAGCUGGCCUGCGUGUUUAGUGGUCACUUUAACGAAGUCACUGGUCUCGCCUUGAUGCCUCCUGCACAGGGCAGCAGAGCUAGUCGUGUCGUCAGUGUUAGCAUCGACGGCACGCUCAGAGUCUGGACCCUCGACCCUGCAGACAUGAAGAAAGCCCAGGAAGAAUACGAACGUCAGCAACAGGGCGUUGAAGUCGAGAAAGAGCCCGAAGCCAAGAAGGAAAGCAUGCUCACAGCAGAGGAGGAAGCAGAGCUGGCCGAACUGAUGGACUCUGACGAUGAGUAA